This is a messenger RNA of Guillardia theta CCMP2712, 405 nucleotides long. RefSeq lists its product as hypothetical. The annotation marks the transcript as partial. Gene Ontology annotation, molecular function: palmitoyltransferase activity. The record is from RefSeq and is a predicted model, not a curated record. The transcript has a single exon. NCBI's taxonomy places the organism in Eukaryota, Cryptophyceae, Pyrenomonadales, Geminigeraceae.
AGACUCUGCAAGACUUGCAAGCUCGUUCGACCGGAGCGAUCACACCAUUGCUCGGUGUGCGGACACUGCGUCCUGAGGAUGGACCACCACUGCCCCUUCACCAACUGCUGUGUCGGGCUGCGCAACCAUGGCUACUUCUUUCUCUGGUUAGCUGGAGUUUGGCUGGGGAGCGGGUACGGCAGCGCGAUCAGCUUUUCCUCCUUCAGUGUUUGCGUGUGGACGGGGUACCUGUACGGGGUGGAAAAGCUCACUCCGUUGGAGCUGGACAAGUGUAUAGAAAUGGGGAAGCGAUCGUUCAUAUUCCUCCCUGCCCUCUGCAUUUUCCUCUUCAUGUGCAUCCUGGGCGGAUGGCACCUGCUGCUGAUCGCCACGAACCAGACGACCAUCGAGUUCUACAGGAACAGA